AUGAAGAUCCUGGUCUUGGUCUUGGUUUACCUACACCUCUCAGAGGGUGUGGAAAGAAUCAUUCUUAAAAAAGGCAAGUCUAUCCGCCAGACAAUGGAGGAGAAGGGCGUCCUGGAGAAGUUCCUAAAGAACCACCGGAAGGAGGACCCAGCUGCCAAGUAUCAUUUCAACAAUGAUGCUGUUGCUUACGAACCCAUCACUAACUACUUGGAUGCUUUCUAUUUUGGGGAGAUAAGCAUUGGGACGCCACCCCAAAAUUUCCUGGUCCUCUUCGACACGGGCUCUUCCAAUCUGUGGGUGCCCUCCACCUAUUGCCAGAGCCAGGCCUGCUCCAAUCACAACAGGUUCAACCCCAGCCUGUCCUCCACCUUCAGAAACAACGGGCAGACCUACACACUGUCCUACGGGAGUGGCAGCCUGAGUGUGGUCCUGGGAUAUGACACUGUGACUGUUCAGAACAUCGUCGUCAAUAACCAGGAGUUCGGCCUGAGCGAGAAUGAGCCCAACAACCCCUUCUACUACUCAGACUUCGAUGGGAUCCUGGGGAUGGCUUACCCCAACAUGGCGGUGGGCAGUGCCCCCACAGUCAUGCAGGGGAUGCUGCAGCAGGGCCAGCUCACCCUGCCCAUCUUCAGCUUCUACUUCUCUCGCAAAUGAGGCUCUUACGGUGGAGAGCUCAUCCUGGGCGGCGUGGCAGCGCUUUAUUCCGGUCAGAUCGUCUGGGCCCCUGUCACCCAGGAACUGUACUGGCAGAUUGCCAUUCAGGAGUUUGCCAUCGGUGACCAGGCCACUGGCUGGUGCUCCCAGGGCUGCCAGGCCAUCGUGGAUACAGGCACCUUCCUGCUGGCAGUUCCCCAGCAGUACAUGGACUCCUUCCUGCAAGCGACAGGAGCCCAGCAGGCUCAGAAUGGUGAUUUCGUGGUCGACUGCAACUCCGUGGAGAACUUGCCCACCAUCACCUUCAUCAUCAGCGGGUCCCAGUUCCCUCUGCCUCCCUCCGCCUAUGUCCUCAACGACAACGGCUACUGCAGGCUGGGGAUCGAGGCCACUUACCUGCCCUCCCCCAACGGGCAGCCGCUGUGGAUCCUGGGGGACGUCUUCCUCAAGGAGUACUACUCGGUCUACGACAUGGCCAACAACAGGGUGGGCUUUGCCUUCGCUGCCUAG
Messenger RNA from Myotis lucifugus (little brown bat), 1167 nucleotides. RefSeq names its product gastricsin-like (gene PGB). Gene Ontology annotation, biological process: proteolysis. Lineage: Eukaryota; Metazoa; Chordata; Mammalia; Chiroptera; Vespertilionidae. Gene Ontology annotation, molecular function: aspartic-type endopeptidase activity. The record is from RefSeq and is a predicted model, not a curated record.